AUGAGUAUAGAACAGAAGCGUAUAGCGAGGGGUCUUCAUGAUCAUCUUCGUCGUCUCUCUCAGAGAAUACCAGGUGGAAACGGAGAUGGAUUUGAUGAAGAGAUGAAUGAACUUCGAGCGGUAGAUCACCGUGUACAAAGUAAUUUAGAUGAGUUUUACACCUCUUCACUUGCGACUAAUAUGUCCAAAAACCGCUUUACUGAAGUACGAGCUAACGAAACCACCCGGGUACGUCUCCAACCACUUAAAGAGAUGGAUCCUAAUCCGUAUAUUAAUGCUAACUACAUAGAUGGACGAGAAUUAUUCGAUUUACCUUUCACAUAUAUAGCUACACAAGCCCCUCUUCAGAAUACAAUCCUUGAUUUUUGGCAAAUGGUGUAUGAAAAUAAAGUUGUUUUUAUAGUUAUGCUAUGUGCCGAAUUAGAGUCUGGAAAGGUUAAAAGUGAAGUUUAUUGGCCAGAAAAAGGUAAGGAAAUGGAUUUUGGUUUCUUGCAUGUUGUCUCAGUGAGUGAAACUCAUGUAUUUGACUUGGUAUUUCGUACAUUUCUCCUCUGUACACCACAUGGUGAAAAGCGGUAUGUUCAACACAUGCAAUAUAUUGGAUGGCCUGACCAAGGUAUUCCAAAUACCAGUGCUCCAUUAAUGGAAAUUAUUCAAACUAUUGGAAAGUCUGAAGCUAGUAUUCAAACUCCUAUUAUUGUACAUUGUUCUGGAGGUAUUGGUCGUACAGGAGUUUUUAUUGCCCUUCAUAUAGCACUAGCACAAUUUCAACUAGAAAGGAAAGAAAUAGACAUCAAACAUAUCGUUCAUACUCUUAAACUUACUCGUAGUGGAAUGGUUCAACGAAAAGAUCAGUUUCUCUUCCUUUGUUAUGCUGUACUUCGUGAAAUGGACCGAAUGAUAUUAUCUGCGGAAAAAGGGGUUGAUUUGUUAAAAAUGCGUCAUCGAGAGACAGCAUCCAAACGAAACGCUCUAACAGGUCCAGAAAAGCCUUUAAUGGGGUCCUCUUUUCCAAGACCAGAGUUAACAGCACCACUGCAAAACCAACAUCCACAACAGCAAGAAUUACCAGUUUACAUAACGCAUACUGGAACACAGGGAAUACCAUUAGUUCGGGGAAAAGAAUUUUCACAACGUGGGGAUUCUCUUUUCUAUCCACAUCGUCGAACAGAUCUCACAGAGGCAGAAAAGCAUUUGUUAGAAACUUACUUGAGACAACAAAGAACAUCUACACGUCAAGUAGCUUUAAAUCCUCAGAAAUCUGGAGAUAUUAACGAGAAACCUACUCCUGUAAACGCAGAGAGGAUGAAAAAUGAUAAUGACAAUAUGAUUAAAGGGGAAUCUACUAGAGGUGAAAAAAUUACAUUAGAAGAACAACUAAAAGAAUGGCAAAUUAGAAAUAAAAAAAUGCGUUUCUCAACAGAUAUGAGAGAAAAAGAAGUUAUACGAAACGUUGAAGGAGAAACCCGAAACGCUAAAAGCAGCAGAGGCACAGGGAGCCAGGUUCAAAAACCCUCACCCACAGAAAGUCUCGCAACAGAAAGGGGUCGAGUACAAGAAAAGCAGUCGUACUCAUUUUUAACACAUGAUGAAGUUACGAAUUCAGAUCAAAGCAAUCACCCUGUUUCAAUCAUCAUAACCCCACAAGAAGCCACUACAAGAAAUUCUGAUCUUUUGACAUACACAGGUGCUAAUGGCGGCACCCCGGGCAGUCUUUCCCACACCACAGGCAGUGAACGUCACCAGCCGCGAGACCAACAGGAACAAGAACAAGAGCAGAAGCAACACGUUUCGCAGACGUCAUCGCAAACAAGCCUUAGGGGGUCGAUAAAAGAAAUUUCAGGUGCGGAAACGGCAGGGAGAGAAGACAGGUUGCAGGCAGCAGCUGCAGACUUCGAGAACCCAGACCUUUUUAAGCGAACCCCUCCGCCACCUCGGAAUGCCAUCACCGAGGAGGAACUCGAAAAACUUUGA
Molecule: messenger RNA, 1974 nt
Organism: Trypanosoma theileri
Lineage: Eukaryota; Euglenozoa; Kinetoplastea; Trypanosomatida; Trypanosomatidae
Product: putative tyrosine specific protein phosphatase
Exons: 1
Coding region: 1-1974 (657 amino acids)
Biological process (GO): protein dephosphorylation
Molecular function (GO): protein tyrosine phosphatase activity
Source: RefSeq, a predicted model, not a curated record